GUUCUCUGAAUCCCGCUGAGUUCCUCACUGUCACUACCUGUCCAAAAGCCCCCUGAUCACGGUGAGCACACGGUCGCGUCCAUAACAACAAAGACGACUCUCCCGAGGGUCGUUCCAAAACACCACAACAAGUGAAGACAAACAGAAAAGUAUUUGAGAUGGCCCAUGCACAUCAACUUUUUCAUUGUUCUGUCAGUUGCCGGUAAUAUGUCAAUAUCCCAGAGAUGGUGGCAGGCUGCUUCAAGACAUAACAAGGCUGCCAAGGGCCAAGGCACACCAAUAAGUUAUAAGAUGCUGAGGUCCGUACAUUGGACAUCCCCUUCAUGAUUAUGACAAACAAAAAUGCAUCCCCCGCUGCAGAACUUGGAUCGUAUGUUUAUAGUCUCAGUAUGGCUUGAAAGUGUGGUUUACGGAAUCAACUGCGUGCUUUUGUUUGCAUGUAUAUAUACCUUGGUGAAUCAGAACAGAAGGCCGCAUAGGGUCCUCGUUGCGUCGUGUAUCUUCCACAUCUCAGUCUCGACAGCACACACCGUCAUCUCCCUUCUUCUGUCUUUGCAAGGAUUCACAACCCCGUCCAUAACAUCUGUCCCUAAUGGGAGCAAUAUUUACGUCGUCUCGCCAACAUCAUUUAUGUUGACAAAUCUGUCACUGUUUCUCCUCAAUGUACUCGCUCAAGAUUUGCUACUGAUCUGGAGGCUUUACGUUGUUUGGAACCACAGCUGGAAGUUUGUCAUUCCUUCGUUGAUUUUAGAAGUUGCACAUAUCGCCUGUGCUAGCGUAGCCGUGUUUUUGAUUUCUCGGCCCGACGAAUACCUCUUCUCACACAAUGUUCAAGCUUUUGGCAAAGCCAGUUGGUCACUGGGUCUUUUUCUCAAUACCGGUAUCACAUGUGGAAUUGCGUAUCGUCUUUGGGUUAAGGGACGAGAGGUAUCUGAUUUAACCGGCCGCAAUGUCUACAAGGCUGCCAUGUUUACCAUCAUCGAGUCCGGUACACUUACAGCCGGCUUCACUCUGAUAAUGUUCGCUUUGGAUGUAGCUGGCAGCCCAUCUGGUUUCAUGGCAUUCAAUGUUUAUGUUCAACUUGCUACCACGACGCCUCUUCUUAUCAUCACCCGUCUCGGCCUUGGCCUGACUAGCAUAGGCACACAUUUCGAGAAAUCGACAAGUCCUACGGUGACCUUUGCACCAGUCCAGAUCGAUGUCAGCGAGGAUAGCUGUACUUACCCUAUGGCUCCCAUGUCACCAUUUGCUGCUCGGAAGACUGGGAGCAUGCAGUCAUUCUACCGUGGGGCGUAGCAACAAUACAUUGUAAUGGUUCUCAAUCAUACCCUUUUCAUCUACGAUUUUUUUAUCAUUAUUUAUUGUCCGUUGGAGCCGCGCUUUGUGGUGGAUAAUACAUACAAGUAUAUCUACAAUAUCAAACAGACUCUCGUAGUAUAUUGCAUGUACUGUCUACAUCGGGCGUCGCGGUUGCCCCUCAUUUCUCAAGAGACUUUGUCGGAUCAUAGCGCUGCCGGC
Messenger RNA from Suillus bovinus, 1518 nucleotides. RefSeq lists its product as uncharacterized. Bases 343 to 1296 code for a protein of 317 amino acids. The record is from RefSeq and is a predicted model, not a curated record. The transcript has 9 exons. NCBI's taxonomy places the organism in Eukaryota, Fungi, Basidiomycota, Agaricomycetes, Boletales, Suillaceae.